Messenger RNA from Fragaria vesca subsp. vesca, 735 nucleotides. RefSeq lists its product as uncharacterized. The record is from RefSeq and is a predicted model, not a curated record. The coding region runs from base 1 to 735 and encodes 244 amino acids. Lineage: Eukaryota; Viridiplantae; Streptophyta; Magnoliopsida; Rosales; Rosaceae. The transcript is spliced from 5 exons.
AUGGUAAGUGAACGUUUUACAAAGGAUAGGUAUGGAUCAUCACAGUUUGAAGCUGGAGGAUACAAAUGGAAACUGGUGUUGUACCCAAAUGGAAAUAAGAGGAGGAAUGUGGGAAACCAUAUCUCUCUCUACUUGGUCAUAGCCGACAGAUUCUCUUCCAACUGGUUGGGAGAUGCUUUUACAAAGCAAAAGUGCUUCAACGGUGCUGUGCUUGAUGCAGCUGGUUUUGAUCAACUUAUCCACAUAAAAGAUUUUUCUGAUGCCUCCAAUAGAUAUAUUGUUGAUGAUACAUGUGUGUAUGGAGCUGAGAUUAAUGUUGCUGUCACUGAUGCGGCUGGUUUUGAUGACCUCAUCCCAACUAAAGAUUUUACUGAUGCCUCCAAUGGAUAUCUUGUUGGUGACACUUGCGUGUAUGGAGCGGAUGUAUUCGUUUGUAAAGAAAGGAGAACAGCCCGAACAGGGAUCGGAAAGGAGUGUGUUAGAAAGAGUAGUAAUGCCUUUGUUGACAAGCAUGUUUGGAAGCUUGAUAACUUCAUUCGGCUCGCUAAUAGACUGUUUAUUCUACUUCUAGGUACUAAGAUCUUUGGUGCCUUGAAAAAGAGUUGGGGUACCGGUUUCCAUAAAUUCAUCGCGCUGAAUAUGUUUAGUCAAGCAGACAAGGGUUAUUUCAAGAAUGAUACUUGCGUAGUGGAGGCAGAGGUCACUGUCCGUGGAACUACUGGAGUUCCGGUGUAA